AACGCAGCAUUGUCCUCUCUCUCUCUCUCUCUCUCUCUCUCUCUCCCUUCUGACAGCACAAUCAACCUGUAAGAAAAAAAAAAAAAAAGACCGUCCUUUUCCCCUAAUCUCCGAUCCCCAGAUUCUUACAGAUUUUAGGAGGGAGGGGCAUGAUUGUUUGAUUUUGCAUUUGUAUUGGGAAGAGAGACAGCGAUUGUUUGGUGGAUCUGUGUAAAAUGCGUGUGCUUGGAUUGAGCUCAAGCUUAUGCUCUACCGAGGAGAAGGAGGUUGAAGAGAUGGUUGUAGACGCCAGCUUAACACCCGUGUACCUCAACGUCUAUGAUCUAACACCUGUCAACAAUUAUCUCUAUUGGUUUGGUCUUGGCAUCUUUCACUCUGGUAUUGAAGCUCAUGGUUUCGAAUAUGGAUAUGGUGCUCACGAGUACUCAAGCAGUGGGGUGUUUGAAGUUGAACCUAGGAACUGUCCAGGUUUCAUCUUUAGGAGGUCAGUCUUGUUGGGAACCACAAGCAUGUCUCCCUCAGAUUUCCGCUCCUUCAUGGAGAAGCUUUCGAGGAAGUAUCAUGGGGACACAUACCAUUUGAUUGCCAAGAACUGUAACCAUUUCACUGAAGAAGUGUGCUUGCAGGUAACAGGAAAGCCUAUUCCCGGAUGGAUUAACCGGAUGGCUCGUGUAGGUUCGUUCUGUAACUGUAUCCUUCCAGAAAGCAUACAGCUCUCAACUGUUGGACAGCCAGAAGCCCUUGAGUUCUCUGAUGAUGAUGAUGGAUCCGAAGAAUCAGCUGCAUCUUCUCUCUCAGACGAGACAGACGGAGAAGGGCAAGAUCAUCAUCUCAUAACAGCACCAAACAGCGACAUUGCGUAUCUUCAAGACAGACCAGUGCGACUUGCUCGAGAGCUCCUACAAGAACCAACCGAGGGGUCUCCUAUGUUGAGGCGGUCUUGAGCUCUCUAAAGCAUCCAUCUCCCCCCAUGGAAAUAUCACUAUUGAAGCAAAAGCAGAGUAUAUGCCUGAAAAUUUCCAUCUUUUGAGUAUAUUCUUUGGGUCUAGAAAUGUAUAAAAGAUUUGAAUUUAAAGUGAGAGCCCAUGGUAGUGAGUUUAACAUUAUGAUGUGAACUUGUUGACAAUAUUUGUGUUCCCUUUUCUCCUGAAGGCAACUAUUAUCCUCUCUGAGUCA
Raphanus sativus (radish) is the source of this 1176-nucleotide messenger RNA. RefSeq names its product deSI-like protein At4g17486. The coding region runs from base 216 to 944 and encodes 242 amino acids. Gene Ontology annotation, molecular function: deubiquitinase activity. Gene Ontology annotation, biological process: protein deubiquitination. NCBI's taxonomy places the organism in Eukaryota, Viridiplantae, Streptophyta, Magnoliopsida, Brassicales, Brassicaceae. The transcript has 5 exons. The record is from RefSeq and is a predicted model, not a curated record.